GUCAUUAUCAUGUAACUAUUCUUUAUGGUCAUCUUCUUAACCCAGAAAGCAAAAGAAGUGUCCGCGAAAAUCAAGCACUUCUUGCAUUGGACAGUGAAAAACAUGUCAAAGACUUGAAAGACUCAAGUGAGUUCUUGAAAAUAUUAGAGAAAAUUUCAGCCAAAAGGGGUUUGAUCCAUUUGCAAAACUCUCGAUUUUUCUAAUUUGUGUCUUUUAAUAAUACAUACUGUGCACAAUAUAUCUCAGGUUUUGUCAAACUAUUUAUCCUUUCAUGUAACUAUUAUUUAUGGUCGUCUUCUUAACCCAAAAAGAAGAAGUGUCAACGGAAAUCAAGCACUUUGUGCAUUAGAUAGUGAAAAACAUGCCAAAGACUUGAUAGACUCGAGUGAGGUCUUGAAAACAUUAGAGAAAAUUUCAGCCAAAAGGGUUUGAUCCAUUUGCAAAACACUCGAUUGUUCUAAUUUUGUGUCUUUUAAUACUACAUACUGUGCACAAAAUAUCUUAGGUUUUGUCAAACUAUUUAUCCUUUCAUUUCAUUAUCAUGUAACUAUUAUUUAUGGUUAUCUUCUUAACCCAGAAAGCAGAAGAAGUGUCAACAGAAAUCGAGCACUUCAUGCAUUAGACAGUGAAAAACAUGUCAAAGACUUGAACGACUCGAGUGAGUUCUUGAAAACAUUAGAGAAAAUUUCAGCCAAAAGGGUUUGAUCCAUUUGCAAAACUCUCGAUUGUUCUAAUUUUGUGUCUUUUAAUAAUGUAUACAAUGCACAAUAUAUCUCAGGUUUUGUCAGACUAUUUAUCCUUUCAUGUCAUUAUAAUGUAACUAUUUUUUAUGGUCGUCUUCUUAACCUAGAAAGAAGAAGAAGUGUCAGCAAAAAUCGAGCACUUCAUGCAUUAGACAGUGAAAAACAUGCCAAAGACUUGAUCGACUCGAGUGAGUUCUUGAAAACAUUAGAGAAAAUUUUAGCCAAAAGGGUUUGAUCCAUUUGCAAAACUCUCGAUUGUUCUAAUUUUGUGUCUUUUAAUAAUGCAUACUGUGCACAAUAUAUCACAGGUUCUGUCAAACUAUUUAUCCUUUUAAUAAUGCAUACUAUGCACAAUAUAACUACUAUGUAUGGUUGUCUUGUGAACUUAGAAAAUAGAAGAAGUCACAGAGGAAAUCAAGCUCUUCGUGCAUUAGACUGGAAAAAACUUGGCAAAGCAAUUAAUAGUUUUUUUUAUUCAAACAAAAAGAAAAGAUUAUGUCAAAGACUUGAUAGACUCGGGUGAGUUCAGAGAAGAAUAUGAGAAAGGCAUAGUUGUGCCAUAUUUUGGCAUUUUAGCAGCUACAAAUAGCUUUUCCAAUUCAUGCAAGCUUGGAGCAAGGGGCUUUGGGUCUGUUUACGAGGGCACAUUUUUGGAAGGCCAAAAAAUUGCGGUGAAACGGCUUUCAAAAACCUCACUACAAGGUGUAGAAGAAUUUGAAAAUGAGGUGAUGGUGAUUUCAAAACUUCAACACAAGAAUAUUGUUAAGCUUCGUGGAUAUUGCAUAAAAGGAGAAGAAAGGAUUAUACUCUAUGAGUACAUGCAGUGCAAAGGCUUAGACUCAUUUAUAUUUGAUAAAAAGCAAAGCAUGUGCUUGGAUUGGGAAAUGCGCGUCAACAUCAUUUUGGGAAUAGCUCGUGGGCUUCUUUAUCUUCACCGUGACUCCAAUUGGAGGAUCAUUCACAGAGAUCUGAAACCCAGCAACAUUCUUUUAGACGAGGAGAUGAACCCCAAAAUAUCUGACUUUGGCUUGGCAAGGAUUGUUGGAGGCAAAGAAACCCGAACAAACACAAUUUACACAACUAAAGUUGUUAGAACUUUUAACUAUAUGUCUUCGGAUAUCGUGGAAACCACAAUCGUUGGAACUCGUGGCUAUCGACCUCCAGAGUCUUUCUCAGAUGGACUUUUUACAGUAAAAUUCGAUGUUUUUAGCUUUGGUAUACUUUUACUUGAGAUUAUAAGCGGAAAAAGGAAUGUAGACUUUUAUAAGUCAAGACUAGCCAUAGCCUUAUAGAAUAUGUAAAUGUGUUUAAUUUUCCUUAAUCACUACAUUGUUUUGGUCAUUUUAUGCUUCAUUCAAAUUCUGAGUUUAAAAUUGUCUUAGGCGUGGAGAUUGUGGGAAGAAAACAAAGUAUUGGAUUUUAUGGACCUGGGUCUACAUGGAGUUUGCAAUGCCGAUCAGUUUGUGAACUGUGUAAAUAUUGGACUCUUGUUCUUACAAAAAGAUCCAAAUGACUGCCCCACCAUGUCAAAUGUUAUUGCCAUGCUUGAUAGUGAAGCUCAAAAAGUUCCAACUUUAAAAAAGCCUGCAUUUGUUACAUGAAAGCAGGAUAUAACAUGUACGGAAUGAACUAAUAGUAAUUUUUAACAAACAUGAUAAUGCUUGAUACCAAUGCAAAGAUUCGAGUGGACCAAACAUUUGAUAUCAUUUCUGGUAGAGUAGCCAAGCUACUCGUAGAUAUG
Messenger RNA from Alnus glutinosa, 2484 nucleotides. Its product is annotated as G-type lectin S-receptor-like serine/threonine-protein kinase At4g03230. The coding region runs from base 1472 to 2035 and encodes 187 amino acids. The record is from RefSeq and is a predicted model, not a curated record. The transcript has 5 exons. NCBI's taxonomy places the organism in Eukaryota, Viridiplantae, Streptophyta, Magnoliopsida, Fagales, Betulaceae. Gene Ontology annotation, molecular function: protein kinase activity; ATP binding. Gene Ontology annotation, biological process: protein phosphorylation.